Molecule: messenger RNA, 2012 nt
Organism: Musca vetustissima
Lineage: Eukaryota; Metazoa; Arthropoda; Insecta; Diptera; Muscidae
Product: inositol-trisphosphate 3-kinase A-like
Exons: 5
Coding region: 15-2012 (665 amino acids)
Biological process (GO): inositol phosphate biosynthetic process
Cellular component (GO): nucleus; cytoplasm
Molecular function (GO): inositol tetrakisphosphate kinase activity; inositol-1,4,5-trisphosphate 3-kinase activity
Source: RefSeq, a predicted model, not a curated record
UGCUGCCCGAGAAGAUGUCUCUCUGUGCCUAUCCUCAAGUUCGGAUCUAUGAAGACUUUGACAAAAUGAGUGCCAAGGAAGUCUACUAUAACGAGGCGGGCAAGAAAAUCACCGUGAAGCUAUUACAUUUCCCUGAGGUGCCACCUGAGGAGAUCAACAAAAUGACGUUCGAAGAGGAGGAACAAAAGCAACAAGAGAUUAUAAAUGGCAACAAGCCGAUAAUGGAUAAAAACAAAGCCAAGAAGGCGAACAACAAAUCAAUCGCAAAUGACGAAGAAGAAGAAGAGGAGGAGGAGGAUUUGAAUAAUGAAACCACCGUGGAGGACGAAGACGACGAUGAAAAAGAAGCCGAUGAGGCAGAGGAGCCGAAAAUCUCAGAUACGGAUAAAAAACAUCCCUCCUCCCCAUUGCCCACAAAGAAAACUUUGCGGAAAAAAUCUUCGGGAAAUUUGCUGCAUGGUCGUAAGGUUAGCAUGGCAUUUGCCCAGGCCCAUGGUAUGCCUACAGUGGCCUCGACGGCUCCAUCCACUACGGGUGCUAUACCCAAAACACCUCCGCCCACACCAACCAUAAUGAUACCGCCCAAAGGCUUGUUUGAGUCCACCGAAACGAUUGCCACCCUGCGCAAACAUUCGCUAAUGAAUCGCCGUUCACCCUCACCGCAUGGUGCCAAUAAUUUGUGUCCUGGCUAUGCCCAGUAUUCGAAGUCAUUUUUGGAAGUACCCCUGCCCAGGGAUUAUGGUUAUGCCUCAAGUGAUGAUUUAAGUUCGGAAUGGGAUUCCGAUGUACCCACACCGAAUAGUCAGGUUAAAAAGCCUUCCGGUUGGCGUAAAAUCCGCAACAUAGUACAAUGGACACCAUUCUUUCAAACCUACAAAAAGCAACGUUAUCCCUGGGUCCAGCUGGCCGGACAUCAAGGCAAUUUCAAGGCCGGCACCGAACAGGGUACCGUUCUAAAGAAAUUAUGUCCCAAGGAGGAGGAUUGUUUUCAUAUACUCAUGAAGGAUGUACUGAGGCCAUAUGUACCAGAGUAUAAGGGUCAGGUGACCAGUGAGGAUGGUGAAUUAUAUCUGCAGCUGCAGGACCUCUUGAGCGAUUUCUAUCAGCCCUGUGUCAUGGACUGUAAAAUCGGGGUACGUACUUACCUGGAAGAGGAGCUGUCCAAGGCCAAGGAAAAGCCCAAGCUACGCAAGGAUAUGUAUGAGAAAAUGAUACAAAUUGAUCCGAAUGCGCCCAGUGAAGAGGAACACAAGGCCAAGGGUGUUACUAAGCCACGCUAUAUGGUGUGGCGGGAGACUAUAUCGAGUACGGCCACAUUGGGUUUUAGGAUUGAGGGUAUCAAGAAAAGUGAUGGCACCAGCACCAAGGAUUUCAAGACCACAAAGUCACGCGAUCAAAUAAAGGCGGCCUUCAAGGAGUUCGUAAGCGGUUUUCCACAUGCUAUGCCCCGUUAUUUACAACGAUUACGUGCUAUUCGUGCCACCCUAGAAUGUUCCGAUUUCUUCCGCAGCCACGAAGUCAUCGGCAGCUCUUUACUCUUUGUACACGAUCGCAAACAGGCCAAUGUUUGGUUAAUAGAUUUUGCCAAAACUGUACAACUGCCGGAGAAUCAUUUCAUAAAUCAUAAUACCACCUGGAAGGUGGGUAACCAUGAAGAUGGUUAUCUCAUCGGUAUAAAUAAUCUCAUUGAAAUUUAUACGGAAUUAGAAAUGGAAUUGAAUACGAGCGGGAGUAUAGGUGAAACAUCUAAUUCGAAUUCGUUGUCACCCUCAUCACAGGGUUCAUCGCCGAUCUCAUUGUCACCGAAGAGAUCGAUGAGUGAAACUAAUGUGGAAGUGGGGGAAAGGGAGGAGGAGGAAUGUAGGGGAGCUGCAUCGGCGGCUGCAACACCGGUCAACGAAAUUCUAAAGGCCGAGGAGGAGGGGGAAAUCAUAAAUGUGGAUCGUCAGCUGGCUGGUGGAGAUUUUCGUCGAGAUUCAGAAGAUUCUGUUGAGCAGAAGAACUUAAAAUAG